Oryza brachyantha (malo sina) is the source of this 1321-nucleotide messenger RNA. RefSeq lists its product as uncharacterized. The transcript is spliced from 5 exons. The record is from RefSeq and is a predicted model, not a curated record. NCBI's taxonomy places the organism in Eukaryota, Viridiplantae, Streptophyta, Magnoliopsida, Poales, Poaceae. Bases 54 to 827 code for a protein of 257 amino acids.
GGGGAUAAGCGAGGUUGAAGGGAGGAGCAAUCCCGGCGGAGGAGACGACGAGGAUGCUGCUGCUGCUGCGAGCCGCCGGGGCAUCGCCGGCGGCGUCAAUGAUGGCCGCAGCCGCCGGCGGCGUCAGGAGUAGACCCACCCGCCUGAACUCCAUCGUUGGUCUCUCCUCGUCUGCGGGUGGGAGGAGGAAGAAGGGCGGGCGGCGGGGCGAGGCCAAGCCCCAACUCCCGCCCCCGCCGCCGCCGCGGCCCCAGCUGCGGAACGGCGAGACCCCGGGCAGCAAGAACUCGAAGCCAGACGCGAGGACGACGGGUCGCCCUGCGGAGGAGGCGGCAUCUCAAGGGCCGCAGAGGCAGGUGGGUGAGAGGAGGAAGAAGCCGCCGCAGCAGCAGCAGGAGAAGCCGAAGCGCGUGGUGAAGUGGAAGUGCGCGGCAGGGUGCGGCGCGUGCUGCAAGCUGGACAAGGGCCCCGACUUCCCCGCCCCCGAGGAGAUCUUCGCCGAGCACCCCGAAGACCUCAAGCUGUACAAGAGUAUGAUCGGCACCGAUGGAUGGUGCACCAACUACGAUAAGUCCACACGCACCUGCAACAUCUAUGAAGAGCGGCCUAUCUUCUGCAGGGUGGAACCAAAGGUUUUCGAGGAGUACUUUGGUGUUCCAAGCAGACCCAGCACGUUCGACAGGGAAGCUUGCAGUGCUUGUGUGGAUACCAUCAAGAUGGUGUAUGGUGAUGAUUCUGCGGAGCUAACUAACUUUAAACGUGUCAUAAGGGAAGAAAGUAAGAAGCAUGAAGCUAUUAUGAAUCAGAAUAAAUUGUUGGAUACAUAGCUCCUGGUAAAACCAAUGCUUUAUUGUAAAGGUCCACAUAUUUAUGGUUACUGGUAGCAUCACAACACCAGUGCCUCAAAUGGUUAAACACGGAAUACAGUGUGUGGUAUUCAGCGGAGUUUACCUGAGAUGUUGCCACCGCAGUUCGGAGGAAGUGCAUUUACACUUUCAAGCUAAGAAGGCUUGUCUGAUAUGCUCAAGUUUGCAUUUACACUUUCAAGCUAAGAGUGCUGUCUGAUAUGCUCAUGUUUAGAAGCCUAUGGGUGAGGGUUGGCGGUGUUUUUCUUUCUUUGUUGACGAUUGUUUGCUGAAGCAUAUGACUGUAGUUAGUUUGUUGUGAAAGCCUUCAUCUGACUCAGAUUUGAUUCUGAAUUACCAAAUCCGAAUCUAAUCUCACUAACGAUUUGAUUCUGUGCGAGGCAGCACGUAUUCUCCUUUUGUAUUCCUCAUAUGAAACAUUGCUGUUGGAGAAUGGAGAUACAGAUGGAUGUUUA